AGUAUUUUCCUCAAUAUUGUCAUCAUCAUCACUCUUAAGCAACAAGUUACAACUCAUCUGAUUUGAAAUUCACUUCCAGGGGCACAAUCGACAUUUCCAAAAAAGCAUGCACCAAAAUCCACCGUACAGUUCAUGUCACUACCACAACAACCAGUACAACUCCGCAGCACAACAACCCACAUUCUCAGCCUCGUUGCAUGUACGUGCCUGCCCACCAACACAGCAGAAACAGAACACGCCAUUUCUCUCUCUAACUUACUCUCUCUCUCCUCUUCAUUUUUUACUUCCGACUUUUUCAUCACAAAAUCAUAACCUUACCUCUAGUUUAGUGUUAAAAAAAAAUGGAAGGAGAAAGUAACAACAACAACAAAGAGAACAGUUCAGAGACAUUAUCAUAUGAAAAUGAAGAAGAAACAAGCAACCAUGAUGUCUCUGAGGAUCAUCAACUUCAAAAUCAACAAUUUGGAAAAAUUGAGGCCCAGUGGAAUUGUUUGCCAAAACUACCUUAUAGUAACUAUGUUGAAUAUCUCUCUGAAUCUUCAACUUAUCUUCCAACAUCCGAGUAUAAUUUGGUUGGGAACAAUUAUCAAACACUUGGUGGCACAAACAGCUUCAAUGAUCAAGGAAACGCUUUUGGUUUUAAACCGAUUGGUUCUUCAAGUAAUGACUAUGGUACUAGGAAGCAUGUUGGGUUUUGGAGAAACAAUGGAGAAGAAGAAGAAGCGAUUAAAGCUAAAACUGAAACUACUCAAAACCUUCUCAAUGCUGAGUGUGAUGCAACAUGGCCAAGUGCUUCAGUCGGAGAUAAACAUAAUGCUCUUUCUAUAAUUCCAAAUUCAGGAAGCAGCUUCACAAAACAGAAAAGUGAGAAAACACGUUGCACUGACCGUCAACGCAGGCAACGUAUCGCUGAUAACCUCAAAGCUUUACAUGAAUUGCUUCCAAGUCCAGAAGUGGGUAGUCAAGCUCAAGCUUAUAUACUGGACGACAUCAUCGACUAUGUUAAAUACUUGCAGAAUCAACUAAAGGAACUAAGUGGAAGCAAAUUGGAAAGUGACUCAAAUGCUAUACCACUAGUUUUUCAUGAGGGUUAUGGGCAUUAUAUAAAGGAUCAAAUGCUGAAUGAGCCUCUCGAAGAGAUAGCGGGGAAACUAGUUGAAGAACAUUCAGCAGCAACAAGUCAGCUACUUGAAAGCAAAGGUCUUAUUCUACUGCCUAUUGCUUUGGUUGAAGAUUUGAACCAAGAUAGCUAGUUAACUAUUUAGGGUGAUAUCUGUUUACUUUGUUUGGUUGGAUCAUUAUGGUAUGAGAACCAAAUUAAUAUAGUUUAGGCCAUAUGUUGUUUUUCUAACUAUAACUCACCUAUUGAAAGUCUCUUGUACUAGGAGGUAGGAGGUAGUGUGUAAUGCUGUUUCUGUUUCUGUGUUAAGUUUCUGUUUGUGUAUCAUGCUAAAUCUAAAAUAUUGCUCCAAAGUUUAGUUCUUUUCUCUUUCAAAAUUU
Messenger RNA from Lathyrus oleraceus (garden pea), 1500 nucleotides. RefSeq lists its product as uncharacterized. Gene Ontology annotation, cellular component: nucleus. The transcript is spliced from 7 exons. Gene Ontology annotation, molecular function: protein dimerization activity; DNA-binding transcription factor activity, RNA polymerase II-specific; RNA polymerase II cis-regulatory region sequence-specific DNA binding. The record is from RefSeq and is a predicted model, not a curated record. Gene Ontology annotation, biological process: regulation of transcription by RNA polymerase II. Lineage: Eukaryota; Viridiplantae; Streptophyta; Magnoliopsida; Fabales; Fabaceae. Bases 342 to 1253 code for a protein of 303 amino acids.